ACAGCCAACUGCCUCAAAUCUCCACGAUCUCACGGCGCUAAUACCAAGAAAGAGUACUCCUCGUACCCGUUGCCUGGACUACAUCCGUACCUUGCAUACUCAACUGCGUCCCAACCAGAACCACUCCAAUCACGCUAAUCCACGGCCCGGAAUCCUUACGCCUCCAGGACGGCGCAACUGCCCAAAUCAAUUGCCUCGCAGUGCUUGCGUCGGAAAAAGGCCAGCACUCUCACGUCAUUCUCCGCAAUUCAACAUGGCGCUGAAACACUUAAUAGCAGUGGUGGGCCUGAGCGGCUGCUCUGGCGUGCUGACGGCCAAAGCGCAAUCCACCUCCACUGGUGCAGCAUGCGCAAGUCGCAUUGCCCCACAGAAUGGUGCUCCUUCGGUGGCGCCGGGGUUCCGUGUCGAGGUUGUGGCUAAUGGCCUGAGGGAUCCACGCGGCAUUAUUUUUGAUCGGGAAGGUGGGCUGCUGGUUGUGGAACAGGAGCAUGGGGUUAGCAGGUUGACGUUAAGUCGUGAUGGCACUUGUGCUGGGGACGUGCAGAUGGUGGUUGAGGAUGACUCAUUGAAUCACGGCAUUGCUUUCUCACAGGAUGGAAAUACUCUCUAUGCAUCAUCCCACAGCAACGUCUACGCGUGGGACUACGAUGCGUCGGAGGGCAGGACUACAUCCGAAUCCCGCGAUGUCGUCGAAGGCAUGGGAGAUGAUGAGGGCCAUACUACGCGUACCCUUCUCAUAUCUCAGAAGGUUCCUGACAUGUUACUUGUCUCUCGUGGUAGUGUGGGUAACAUCGACCUCCAGACUCUGGAUGUGACUACGGGAGUCUCAACGAUCAAAGCUUUCAACGUAGGCAACAUGACCGGCUCCGCGUACGAUCAUGCUUCAAGCGGAUUGUUGCUUGGUUGGGGUUUGAGGAAUUCAGUAGGAGUAGCUGAGGAACCCAUCACUGGUGGUAUAUACUCUGUUGAGAACAGUGUCGACAACAUUGAACGUAGUGGAGAGACUAUCAACCAGAACAACCCCGGUGAAGAACUGAACUUCCAUGGUUACCUAAACGGAACCGGGAGUGAUGUCCAGGGCGGCAACUAUGGCUACCCUUCGUGCUUCACAGCAUGGAAUAGAUCUGAGAUUCCGGAUUUUGGUGGCAUGACGGGCGAGGCGUUUGCUAUUGGAGACCAGAACGCGACUGUCAACGAUACCUUCUGCGUGGAAGACCGCAUCGCUCCUAGAAUCACGUUCGAUGCUCACAUGGCUCCCCUCGAUAUCAAGUUCAAUCCUGACGGCACUGCCGCAUGGGUAACGAUGCAUGGCUCUUGGAACCGCGAAGAACCCAUCGGCUACAAGCUCAGCCUCGUCCAAUUCGACGGCAAGGGCUCGCCUGUUGAGCUCGCGAACAGCACUACUGCUGCUACUGAUAUUGUGUCCAACCCUGAUCUCUCGGCUUGCCCCGACUCUUGCUUCCGUCCCGUCGGUCUUGCAUGGGAUGCCGAGGGUCGCUUGUACAUGAGUUCGGAUUCCACGGGCGAGAUAUUCGUCGUUACGAGGGAGGAUGGUAGUGGUAUCGCAGAUGUGAGCGAGGUGGCUGACGCCAGAGAGACUGAGAGCCCGACACCGUCUGGAACUGGAGAUGUGUCGAGGCCGACCGAGACGAGCGGUGCUGUGCUGAAGUUGGGUGUUGGAAGCGGAAGUUAUCUGGCUGCGGGUGUUGCUGUUGUCGGCGCGCUCCUCUGAAGAUGAAGAUGAGAAAGAGUCAUAGUUCUCGGAUAUGCACUACCUUGAUAGCAUAAUGCACUGCACGCUCAACAGAGCGCUGUGCCUCAACAACUUCCUCCCGACCUCUCAAGAUGCGAUUAUGCAAUGGUUGAUGGUUCGCAGGGAAUUGUCGGAUAUUCUUCGCGAGUCGCAUGUCGACGUUCGGAAUGGGAUGUGCGUCAUUGGCUGUCCCUUCCCUCGAAGCCAUCUAGAAGACCAAGAGCGCAGCGGCAACUACAACCAUC
Alternaria rosae is the source of this 1998-nucleotide messenger RNA. Its product is annotated as soluble quino protein glucose/sorbosone dehydrogenase. The coding region runs from base 254 to 1732 and encodes 492 amino acids. The record is from RefSeq and is a predicted model, not a curated record. The transcript has 3 exons. Lineage: Eukaryota; Fungi; Ascomycota; Dothideomycetes; Pleosporales; Pleosporaceae.